Messenger RNA from Saprolegnia parasitica CBS 223.65, 867 nucleotides. RefSeq lists its product as hypothetical. The transcript has a single exon. Bases 1 to 867 code for a protein of 288 amino acids. The record is from RefSeq and is a predicted model, not a curated record. NCBI's taxonomy places the organism in Eukaryota, Oomycota, Saprolegniomycetes, Saprolegniales, Saprolegniaceae.
AUGCGGGCUGCGACAGCGACGACGAAGCACGACCGCCGCUUUACGAAGAAGGCGACAGCGUACGCCGCCAUUAAGGAACAACCCGUCACGCUCAGCCGCCGCCACUACCAUCGAGAUCGACCAGCACGUCGCGCCCCCGAGCCACGAGCACUGCUCUGCGACGACGAGCACGAGCCACAACGUCGCUGCCAACGUGAGCUCUUACACGACGGUGCUGCCGUCGGUGCGCUUCUCAACGUGCUGCCACAGCAAGACGGUGGCAAGGCGAAGAAGCUGCCAAAACCGAUGGGUGCUGCACAUGCAACGGAGCGCAACGACUGCUUCGUCAUGGUGUCCGAGGCCGCCGCGUCGUGUCUCGCUCUCGAGAAGCGCUGGAUGGACCACGAGGUGGAUGCGUUUCUAGCGUCGAAGAACGUGCCGCAAGGAGCUCCGGUGCCGGCGGGUCUCUUGACAAAGCUCCGAGAGUUUCUCGAGAGGAAGGGCUAUGCCAUUGACAGUGCGACGUACCUCAAGACGAUCGCGAUCGGUCCGCGCUCCAAGAACAUCACCGACGACGUCCGACGCGUCUGCUUGACGGGAGUUUUUCACGUGACGACGGUCGAGCAGAACUACGAGGCAAACGACGGCACGACGGCGCCCGGAACGACGGCGAUGCAGCAUAUGACGUGCAUCAACUCGCCGAUUCCGGGUAAAACUCUGUUUUUCGACCCCGACGUCAACGGCAGUGGCAAGUGGCGCGAUUUGCAGCAUCUCUGGUUUGCCCCGGGUACCGUCCUGCGCAACAUUCGUCGCGUCAUCCGCGCCAGGGCCGUCGUGAACCUCUCGCGUGCGCGUGUGCUGCGUGUCGUCCCGCCAAAGCAGCACUAG